GUAGGCGCAGCAUCGGGGCUGGUUCCAGACUUGUGGCCACUGUGUAUGAAGAAGACAUAAUGAUCACUUCUACAGGACACAAGCACAUACUUGGUAGCACCACAAAUUGAGCCCCGCCGCGUCCCAUACUAUGUAGCUCUAAUCCAGAGCUAGGCAGAACAUGGCAUGGUGUACAUAGUAUUUUGUAUUCAUGGCCAUCCUCAUAGGUAUGCAUAAAUGCUUCCUUAUGAGACGGAGGACCUUGCGCAUUAGCGAUUACCACUUUCCUCACUCGCAAUAUACCUUCAGAUGCAGCAGCGAAUCGAUGUGCAUUGCCAUGCUGUGGCUCCUGGGUAUCGUCGAUAUGCCAUCGACCACGGCCAUGAGAAGCCUGAUGGAAUGCCUGCUCUCCCUGCCUGGAGCCCAGAGCAGCACAUUGCCCUCAUGGAAAAGCUGAACAUCAGCAAGUCCAUCUUGAGCAUCACCUCUCCAGGAACGCACCUCACGCCGAAGCAUGGCGACCACGCCGCCGACAUGACCCGGCAAAUUAAUGAGGAGCUGUCUGCCAUCUCCACCGCCCAUCCUCUACACUUUCGCUUCUUUGCCUCGCUGCCACUCCCGUUGGUCGACGAGUCCAUCGCCGAGAUUGACUAUGCCCUGGAUAAGCUCGGAGCAGUAGGCUUUGCUGUUUUGUCCAACGCAAACGGUGUCUAUCUCGGGGACCAGGUGCUGGAUCCGGUCUUUGCGCACCUCAAUUCUCGCAAAGCUGUUCUGUUCAUACAUCCCACCACCUGCAAUCUGCUCGCCUCCACGGGACCCGACUCGCAGGACGACGUGCACGCAGUCAAACCGCUUGACAUGUAUCCUCGUCCCAUGAUGGAGUUUAUGUUUGAUGAGACUCGUGCCAUUGCCAACCUGCUGCUUUCGGGCACCGUGGCAAAGUACCCGCACAUCACUUUCAUCAUGUCGCAUUGCGGUUGUGCGUUGCCUUCCAUCGUAGAUCGCAUCGGCGCUUUUGCGACUCUUACUACGGGGGAAGAGAGCCAGAGCGCCGAGUUCCGAAGGUUGCUUCGGGAGAGAUUCUACUUUGACCUGGCCGGAUUUCCAUUCCCCAACCAGAUCCACGGCCUGCUCAGAAUUCUGGGGGAUGGUGGGGAACAGAGACUGGUCUACGGGACGGACUAUCCCUUCACCCCCGAGAAGGUUGUGAUUGGUCUAUCAAAGCAAAUGGAGACGGGAUGUGAGGAGCUCUUCAACGUAGACCAACGGAACGAUGUGUAUCUUAGCAACGCGGAGAGGCUCCUAGGUUUACCGAUGUCGCAAUAAAUACUUUUU
Molecule: messenger RNA, 1314 nt
Organism: Truncatella angustata
Lineage: Eukaryota; Fungi; Ascomycota; Sordariomycetes; Amphisphaeriales; Sporocadaceae
Product: amidohydrolase
Exons: 2
Coding region: 289-1305 (338 amino acids)
Biological process (GO): secondary metabolic process
Cellular component (GO): cytoplasm; cytosol
Molecular function (GO): carboxy-lyase activity; hydrolase activity
Source: RefSeq, a predicted model, not a curated record